Setaria italica (foxtail millet) is the source of this 1312-nucleotide messenger RNA. Its product is annotated as UDP-glycosyltransferase 74F2. Bases 102 to 1166 code for a protein of 354 amino acids. NCBI's taxonomy places the organism in Eukaryota, Viridiplantae, Streptophyta, Magnoliopsida, Poales, Poaceae. Gene Ontology annotation, molecular function: UDP-glycosyltransferase activity. The transcript has a single exon. The record is from RefSeq and is a predicted model, not a curated record.
UUCCCAAUCCCAGAAUGUCCAAGAAGCUUGCGCGCCACUCCACUGGACCACCUACUUAAGCAGAUCAUGGAGUGACACUGCAACGUCACCAAUACCAAGCCAUGGACGGCGCGGUCACCACAGUCGUCGUCCAAGGCGGCGCCGCCGACGGCUCCGGCGUGCACGUCCUCCUCCUGCCGUUCCCUGGGAUGCAGGGCCACGCCAACCCCAUGCUCCAGCUCGGCCACCGGCUGGCCUACCACGGCCUCCGCCCCACCCUCGUCGUCUCCCGCCACGCCCUCUCCACCGCCACCACCACCUCCGCGCCGUGCCCGUUCCCCGUGGCCACCAUCUCGGACGGCUUCGACGCUGGCGGGAUCGCGUCGUGCCCGGACACCGCCAAGUACCUCCGCCGGAUGGAGGCGGCGGGGUCGGAGACGCUGGCGGGGCUCCUCGACGCCGAGGCCCGCGCGGGGCGGCCCGUCCGGGUGCUCGUGUACGACUCGCACCUGCCGUGGGCGCGGCGCGUGGCGCGCGGCGCCGGCGUGGCGGCGGCCGCGUUCAUGACGCAGAUGUGCGCGGUGGACCUCGUCUACGCCGAGGUGUGGGCGGGGCGGGCGGCGUUGCCGCUGGCGGACGGUGGCGCGCUGCGGGGGAGGCUCGGCGUCGAGCUGGGCCCCGACGACGUGCCGCCGUUCCUGGCGGCGCCCCAGUGGUACCCGGCGUUCACGGAGUCCGCGCUGAGCCAGUUCGACGGGCUGGAGUACGCUGACGACGUGCUCGUCAACUCCUUAAGAGGUCCAGGAAAUGAGAAAAAAUUGUUUGCUGAAAAUUCAAUAUGUUGUGCAUCGAAUGUAGGUUGUUUUCUAACACAUUGUGGGUGGAACUCAACAAUUGAAUCAAUUGCUACUGGUGUUCCAAUGGUGGCAAUGCCCCAAUGGGCGGACCAGCCGACAACGGCAAAGUAUGUGGAGAGCGCAUGGGGAAUUGGGUUGCGCAUGCGGAAGGGUUUAGUUAAGAGGGAAGAGGUGGAGAGGUGUAUAAGUGAGGUCAUGGAAGGAGAGAGGAAGCAGGAGUACAGGAGGAAUGCUGCUCAAUUGAGGCACAGGGCCAAAGAAGCUAUGCAGGAAGGAGGCAACUCUGACAAGAAUAUUACAGAAUUUGCAGCCAAGUAUUUAUCAAUGUAGAUGUCUAAUGAUGUUUCAGCUGGUGACUAAUUUUGCCCUAUGAUUGUGAAGGAAACAAUUCCUCUUUAGCAAUUAGGAAACCAUCUUUUUAAAAAAAUAAGAAGCUUUGGUUCCAUUAUUGCAUCUUUGUGGAGAAAGAUGCAUAA